CGAAGGUGCCCCUAAUAAUCAACAAGAAAACUGGACUUAUAAAGGAAGGAUUAUUAUUCAUUGAUCAAUGAAAUAAAUGCAACAUUGUGUUUUACAUAAGAAACACAACAGAGAAAUUAAAGCUUAUAGAAAUGAAAUGCAAGUUUUGAAAUAAAAUAACAAUGAAAUGAUUGAUGUAAGAUUUGAUAGAUAUGUCACAGUUAAUCGUGUUAAUGUUCUCUUAUAUUAAAAUAAAGACUGUUGAAGUGGAUAGAUGAGCACCACCCAGAAAAUAUGUUGAUGCUGGAUGUGUUCCUACAGAUAAAUCUGCAUGUUUAUCCAUAUGAUCAGCUUGCUAAGCUGGAAUUAUUAUAUAUGUGUGCAUAAGCGAUCAUCCUAUGGGAAAUAAAAUGUUAAAAAGUAGUGACUGCUUGGGAAAUCAAUUUAAGAUUUGACUUUUUUUAAUUGUUUGAUAAUAUUUAAUUAAUAUGAAAAUUAUUAGGUUGGAGGGUCAUUAAGAAAACAUCUCAUAUUGAUUGAAGCACUUUUACAUUAAAAUGGGAAACAAUCUUCUUUUUUUGGUUUAAAACUUGGUUCAUUUGGUGUUUCAUCAAUAUUUAUUGAUCCAAAUGGUAAUUGUCUUCUUUUGUGGUCAUUUUUAUGAACUGUUUAUUGACAAGCAUUCCUCAUAAAAAUAAACUUUCUCAUUAAAAACAGUACUCCAUUUGCCUGCUUAUGAGCUAUUUAUUUCACUGUGGCUAUUGUUAGUACAGAGCUAAGUUUUAGGAGAACAACCCCCCACUGUUGGGAUCAGCUGAUAUUAUCAGAUUAGGGUUCCAUUUAGUAGCUGUGUAGUAAUUGAUGAAGUUCUGUUCUCAAUGCUUAAUUAGUGAAUACUUAAGUUGGAUAAAUCGCCCAUUUCCUGCAGUCUUUGAUGGUGUCUGUUAGUUAGGGGUAUAAACUUCAUCUUAUCUGUAUUAGCCACUGUAGGAUCUUGACGAUGAUAAAUGUGCUCUGUACGUUGCUAUUGAUACAGAAUUGUCAGAUGUGUAGAACCUAACAGCCUCCUGUACGGCAGCUAGCAAGUAAAGUGCACCGCGGAAUUACUGUGUGAUAUUGACAAGUUGAAAUGUGUUAAAGUAAUUAGAUACUAAUAUGAUAUAGUUAUUGUACAAGUUGGAAGAUGUGAUGAUUUGUGGGAAGGAAUUCACAAGGAAUGUGUUCAAACCAAAAUGCUAUAGACGGCAGCAUCCUCUGAACAUCCUGCAUAUAAAGGAGUGAAUAGCCAGAAUUAGGAUGGAUAAAACUCAUUCCGCCAGGACUUUUGUGUUUCUCUCUGACAUUUUUCUCGGUGUAUGACCAGACUACAAAUUUGUUUCCUUGACUGACUAUUAGGACAGAAUGGCGGACCAUCAAGACUUGGUUCAGGAAAUCCCAAGUGUGGAGCGCAUGGGAACGCAGGAACGGUUGAAACACGCUAAAAAACGUCGCUCCCAACAGCUGAAGAAAUGGGCUAACUAUGAUAAACAGCUUGAUAAGGACCAUUCAAAAAAGGCAAAAAAAGGUCAGCCACCAAAAAAGCAUCCGCGACGGCAAAAGACUACAAGAGUUCGCUUCAAAGGAAAUAUAAUGUUGCUGGAGUCAGCAGCUCGCAAUGAUCUGGAGGAUGUGAAGCGUCUUCUGAGUGCCGGAGUCAACCCUGAUGUAACCAACGAGGACGGACUGACCGCCCUACAUCAGUGUUGCAUUGAUGACAAUGAAGAAAUGCUGAAGCUACUAUUGGAGUUUGGCGCGGCUGUAAAUGCACGAGACACAGAGCUGUGGACCCCACUGCACGCUGCAGCAACAUGUGGUCAUGUACAUUUAUGUCGCUACCUCAUAGAUAAGGGUGCUGAACUUUUGGCGGUCAAUGCUGACGGAAAUAUGCCGUACGACAUCUGUGAAGAUGAGGUCACGCUAGACUACAUAGAGACAGAAAUGGCUAAAAGAGGUAUAACACAAGAAGACAUCGACGAUACACGACUGGUUCCUGAAAAAAAGAUGCUGAAUGACCUUAAACAGAUUGCAAAGAGAGGCGGAGAUCUAGAAUUUAUCAACUCCGAUGGUGCCACCCCAUUACAUGUUGCUGCUGCCAACGGUUACCAGGAGGUUGCCGAGUUUCUACUUGACCACCAUGUUUCAGUAGAUAGGCGAGAUUUCGACUCAUGGCAACCAAUCCAUGCUGCUGCCUGCUGGCUACAGCCAGAAAUCCUGGAGAUUCUGGUGAAGAACGGGGCUGACAUUGAUGCCAAGACACGGAAUGGGGAGACAGCAUUUGACUUGUGUGAGGAUGCUGAAAUUCGACAAAAGAUCUUAGACAUGAAAGAUGAAAUUGAGACGAACAAAGCAAGUCGAACGAAGGACAGUGUUCGUCGUAGCGCACGUCACACCAGUAGAUCAGGCCACUCCCACAACUUAUCAAAUAGCUCAGGUUCAGUGACAAACUCCAACACGUCUCUGAACGAGCACUACGAACACCCUCAUCACCACCACAAAGCCAGCAACAGUGCGUCAAUCAGAAGAAGCAGCAUGAGGGGAGACAAAUCUCCGCUCUUCAUGAAGGAGGCUCGGGAGGAGGCACUUCACUUUGGAUGGCGACAAAACGGCGAAGAAGAAGACUUGAUGGAGGAUGAUAAAGAGAAUAGCCCAGCAACAAACAUUGAUGAUGUCCAGAUUAUCAUAGAUGAAGAGAAACCUGAACCACCAAAGCAAUCCAAGCAAUCAUCACAUCCACCAAAACAGGUAUCACAGCCACCUAAAACCACGUCACCGCCAGCAAAAACCACAUCACCACCAGCAAAAACCACGUCGCCCUCAUCAACACGGCAACCAAAGACUGUUGAUACUACAGCACCCUCCAAAACUUCUCCCAGAAACCGGUCCACCGACAGACCACAUGGAGAACGCCAGUCAACCAACUCAAGGUCAAGCAGACACGAGAGUCCGCCUCAAGGUCAGAAGGCUCGCCCCCAGCCUCCCCCUGCAGGGCGACAGGAACGCCCAAGUUCACACGCAGAAACCGUGUCAGAUAAACCCAACAUUCCAAAGUCUGUGUCGGAACAGGAAGUUGUUCGGCGAAGGCAGCAAGAAAAACGGGGCGAGGCCCCUGGUUCUCGUGCCAAGUCAAACUCGUAUCAACUGAAUAAUAGUGAAUCAGUGCCCGCAGCCCCCAAUGUCCGCUAUCCCUCUGGGCCGCAAUCUAUAACUCUAGCAGAUCUAAAAAGACAGCGCGCCGAGUCAAGGAGCAGGGAGAACAGUUUAACAGACAUUAGUUCUCAAGUGCAGAACAUGUUUAUCCACAGUCUUAGCUCGAAUGACAGCAAAAAAUACAGUUCGUCUUCCCUUCCCGGUAAGGAGGUCCCACACAAAGACAAGAACGGUCACAACACCAACAACAAUACGCAGGGCUACCACCACGACGCGGUCCACAAAUUCAAGGCCCCCAACAGUGCCCCUGUCAUUGGGGAGGAAGAGAAACAUGGCUGCUGUGUUGUCAUGUGAUCAUAGGUGGGCGGGGCUUCAAUGGUUUGGUCACAUCGUAGGAUGUAAAAUACAUUAGGAAAUCGUUAGUGAUUCUAAGAUUGAUAGGACCCUCGGUCCUGGAAAGUGUGCAGCAUCGUGUCAUAGUGAUUCAUGCUGAAUUGUGAUAUCAUUUUUUUAUAUAAAAGAGAGAAUUGUUGUGUGUCGAUAGAUAAACAAAGUUUAAUGAUGUUAUAUUCCGAGAUGUGAAUUGUAUUUAUAACAGAUUGCUUUAUAGAUGUAAAGCUAUAUUUAUUUUCAUACAAAUGUUGAUCAGUUUUUUGGAGAUGGUCUUGUUGAACAAAUGCUUUGUAACUUUUUUCCAGAGUUUGUGCUCAUAUUCUUCUAUCAUUGCUCAAAAUAUCAAAAUGGCCAUUCUGUAAGAAUAUUGCCUGGCAUAUAGAUACAUUGAAUUUUGUUUUUUAUAAUUUUUUCUACAAAAUUCUAAAGGUUAAUGAUAAAAUUUAGAUGUGUUAUGAAUCAUAAAUGUUAUAUGUCACAACUGCCUUGGGAUUAGUGAAACUCCAUUUUCCUGUGUCAUUGAAAGGUUACAUUCCAGACUCUCCUUCAUUGAAAUAAGGCAUUCCCCUCUUUCCACAUGAUGUCCAUACAAACCCUUAUUCACCCUGAAUAUAAAGCAAGUUACGGUAAUAUUGUAUAAGGAGUAAGUGACUGGGAGAGAGUGUAACAUUGCUGUCAAGAAUAUGUAGAACUGAGCAUAUCCCAAUGAAACCUAUUCCUUUGAUUUCCCCCUAGAGAAGUUUAUCCAAGUUAUCAUUUACUUAAGGAAUGCAUAAGGUGUAGAAUUCAUGACUUAUUUUGGAGGCAGCCUAGGGGGGAUUAUGGGCCGGGAGACACCCCACUCCCCCCUUCCCAUUAAGCACUGAUCUGGAGCCACAUAUUUAUGUAUACUGAAUAAAAUGAACACAUCUACUGCACGGCAAAUUGUACCACAGGGUUUUUAGUGUAUAUAUGCAAUAUUUUUCUGUAUAUUUUAUUUUUAGAAGUGCUGUUAACUUAGAAGCUUUUUGCACAUUUAUAUCGAAGCUAUUUUAUUUAUGCAGUAUUUUUAUGUCAAGCACUGGUGUUUUGUUAGGGGUAGAAUGUGAUUAACAGAAUGUAAACAAGAUCAAGUAUCAAAAUAAUGUCUCCAAGGAAUGUAACUUGGAUAGAAAUCAGUUCAUUGAGUAUGUUUCAUGGUUAGGAAGUUUUUUCAGAGGCAAUUCUCUUGCUAAUUGUUUGAUAUCAAUUCCAGAUGUGAUUUUGAUACUGAGUUUUUAGAUUUCUAAUCAAAUUUUUUAUGACAUGUAAUUAAAUGGAGGACAUUUUUGAGAGUGAGCAAUUACUUGUCCAACACUGCUGGUAUUGUUCAGUAUUUAGUGCAAUUUCCCUCUUAAUUCAUCAUCAUGUCUGCUUAAAGACAAAUCAGUUAAACUGGUGUCUGGUAUUAUGUCAUACCAUGGCCAGAUCUUAUCCUGAUUUUAAGCCAACCUACAGAUUUUUUGUCAAAAAUUAUUGAAAUUACAAGUGGCGAAAUAAUUUGAGAAUAAGAAAAUGUUCUGACUUUUCCAGAAUUAGUCAAUUUCAGCAGGUUCUUGGCCUGGUAUGUGGUUGUCAGACAUCAGGAAGGAAAUUCUAUGCAGAUAAUAUGCAUUAGUUUUCCAUUUUUGUACCUUUUUGACCCAAAAUAUAAAAUUUCCAAGCAACAAGUAUAUUUUCAAUCCAUCUUGAUAGCGAGAUGUCAAUGUAAUUAUGUUGGGAGUAUUCGUACACAGGUCGGUCUUUAUCAUUCAUUGGUCAAACUCCUUCUCUUCCUGUGUUUAUAAGAGUAAAUGUGAUCAGAAUAUACAGUAUGCAAUGCCUUUUGUUACUUGUACUUAUAUCAAAUGUACUCAAUGACAAUAAAAGGUUGCCUCAAGAGAUAUAAAAGAAAAUAGAUAUCGGAUUUUUCUAUAUUUGGAGAGUUUUGUUAUGAGUUCUUGUUUUCAUCAGAGGAACAAUGUCACAAGAAUCAAACUUUUCUUCAUGGACUGUUUAUCAACAAUGUCUAGAGAAUGACUUCUUUUAACUGUUAAAAAAAAUCCAAACAGG
Messenger RNA from Magallana angulata, 5628 nucleotides. Its product is annotated as protein phosphatase 1 regulatory subunit 16A-like. Gene Ontology annotation, molecular function: protein binding; phosphatase regulator activity; enzyme inhibitor activity. The record is from RefSeq and is a predicted model, not a curated record. Gene Ontology annotation, cellular component: cytoplasm. The transcript is spliced from 13 exons. NCBI's taxonomy places the organism in Eukaryota, Metazoa, Mollusca, Bivalvia, Ostreida, Ostreidae. The coding region runs from base 1381 to 3519 and encodes 712 amino acids.